AUGAAUUUUAGAAGAUCACGAGCGCGGUCACAUAGAAACUCUAUGAAUAUAAUGGUUAGUACAGAAAGGUGGCGAAGUUAUAGCAGAAAACUUUCACGUCGCGAUAUAGAUACUGAGGGAAAUUCGGAAGACGACAUGCCUAAAACAGCUGAUUUAAAAGACUGGAUGGAAGAUUUAUUUUCGCAAAAUAACGUGACUAUUGAUCAGACUGACCAGGAUGUGGAAGUAAAUCUUACAAAGAAACAAACUCUUAUUCUAUCUACACUUGUACCAGAUCAAAUACUUCUCAUGGAUAAUUUCAACAGCGUAGAUUCGAAACGAUUCGUUGGCGUGUUGAUGAUGGCUGAUGUAUCAGGAUACACAGCUUUGUCUGAAAAAUAUAACAAUACAGGCAAAAGUGGUACAUACAGAUUGACAGUAACUUUAAACACAUAUUUAGGAUCUCUGAUAGAAGUAAUUUAUAGUCACGGUGGCGACAUAAUCAAAUUCGCCGGGGAUGCAUUCUUAGCUCUUUGGAAAACUGAUAAACGUACGUUUUUAUGUCACACAAUCCACACGGCGAUUGCUUGCGCUCUAAUUAUUCAGCAUUCUUAUGGAUCGUAUGAAACUGAUGUUAAAGUUAACUUAAAAGUAAAAUUAGCAAUAUCGGCUGGUAACCUUAUAUUUGCACCCAUCGAAUCUGGUAUAGACAUGAAUUACAUUAUCGUUGGAUUACCUGUACUUGAAGCUAAAAUUGCAGAAAGCCUUUGCGCAUCUGGAGAAGUAAAAUUAACGCCAACCGCUUGGGGUCAUUGUUACUCGAGAAACUAUGAUCAUGUUAUAAGCGGUGAUGGACACGUUACAAUAAAAGCAAUACUUUAUGACCCACAUGAAAAAGAUGUAAGUAAGCCUUUUCUCGGUUUCGGGGCUAUGAUCCGACAAGUUAAUAAGCCAUAUAUUGCCUUAGAAAAUGUUGCGGAUUUCCUUUUAGAUGAUUCUAAAAAUUUAAACUCAUCGGCUAUAUUGAAGAAGAAUGAAUGGUUGAGUCUCCGCAAAACAAUUUUAUUAGCUGAAGAAAGAAAUAUUGGUGCCGAUAUAAGAAAAUUUAUGAUUAGACCAGUUUUAACACAAAUUGAUGCACAUCAACCGCUGGAAUAUUUGACAGAAAUGAGACAAGUUUCUGUUUUGUUUAUAACUCUUAAGCCGAAAGAAUGUUCUUUUCCUCAACUUAUAACUAUUGUUAAUAAUUCAUAUCAAAUUACUUGUGAAAUUGUAUAUAAGUCUAUGGGUUGUGUUAACAAAAUAAUCUUAUUCGACAAAGACAUAAUGAUUUUAGUGAUUUUUGGUUUACGAGGAUUCAAACAUGAAUCAGAGGCCCAAGCUGCGCUGAAAUGUGCUUAUAGUGUAAAGAAAUCCGUGUCAGCUCUUGACGGGGUUCUCGAAGUAUCUAUUGGUGUAACUACUGGUCAAGUUUACUGCGGGGUAGUGGGCCAUCCGCUGCGCAGAGAAUUUACUGUAAUAGGCGCAAUUGUUAAUAAAGCUGCACGUUUUAUGUGUGGUUUUCAUAAUAAGAUUACUUGUGAUGAAGCUACUUUCGUUAAAAGUAAGAUGUCCAGUAAUGGAUUUACUCUACAGCAACCGGUAGAGCUCAAAGGAAUAGUUCAACCAGGUAAAAUUUUUGAAUAUACAGAAGAAAUUAGAGUAAAAGAACUCUUCAAUAUACCUUUAAUUCCACCCUUGCUUAAUCGUCAUGAUGAAAUGGAAUAUUUUGAGGAUUGGAUUAAUGAUCACCAUUUAAAAUAUAGAAGUUUUGAUGCUUUAUUGCUCAUAGGCGAAAGCCGCAUAGGCAAAUCUAGACUUUUAGAAUGGAUGGCAAGGUUUACUCGAAACGAAAAUUUCAAUGUAUGUUAUUUAUGUUUAACCUCAAUUCAUUCUGCAACGACUUACUUAGCAUUAAGUCAAAUCGUAGAACAAAUAAUGGGUCUUAAGGAGUCUUUUAGUGGAUUUGAAAAAGAAGAGCGAAUAGUUAAUCUUUUAAAAUACUAUAGUGAAGAUUUAUGCUAUUUAAAUAAUAUACUUAAAGUUCGUUUUGCAUAUCACGAAGGAAUUUACUCUCAAGAUGAAAAAGUACGGAAAGAAAAAGCAAAAAGUAUAUUUAAAAAAAUAAUUGAUUCGUUAUCUAGUACGUAUAUUAUAUUUUUAGAUGAUUUACAAAAUUUAGAUUCAUCAUCAUGGGAAUUUUUGACAAUAAUGUUUCAGUCAAUGAAAAUCUUCACAGUGCUUACUGUAACACGAGGCAAAUUUAGUAGCGUGCACAGUUGGCUAUACGCAGUUUUUAUAAACAAUAAUAUUAGAAAAGUCAUUUUAGGGUGUUUAAAUUCAAUCUGGAUCGCCCCAUUAGCAUGCCAAAUUUUGGAUGUACAUGCAGUAUCAAAGGACUUAUGCAGUGCUCUCAAAACUAAAUGUGAUGGAAUACCUGGGCUCGUGGAAACUUUUAUCGUACAUUUGUUUUCAAAUGGAGCUUUAGAAAUCAAGAAAAUUAACAAAAAUGAACUAGAAAAUUGGGCAGAUCAAGAUUUACAGUUUCCUGAUCCUGCAUUGUUACUUCCAGUUGCAUUGAACGCCAAAGAUCAAAUAGCAUUGAAUGAAUUAUUGCAAGAAAAUGUGGCUGAAAAUAUUUCUAUAUGCUUUGUUACACAAAAGGAACAGCUCAAUAUAGAUUUAAACGCACAAAAUGUGGAUGCACUUAUUAUGAUGCAAAUAGAUUCACUAACUCCUUACCAACAACUACUUUUAAAAAUAGCUUCAGUUAUAGGUAAUAUACUUUCAAGAGAUCUAUUAGAAAGCAUAAUGUACGAAAAUAAUCCUUUAACUACAGCAAAAGCAAUUAAAAGAUUAUUUGCAAUGCGCAUACUGUGUUGUGCUAAUGUUAAAUACAGUAAAGGUUCAACCUCAACAGUAAUGUCUACUUGUUCAGAGCCUGUAAUUUUAACUUGUGACUGUGUAUUUGAUUAUGAUCCAGAAUUAAAUGAUAAUUUACCAAAAUAUGCAUUUUGCAAAGCUAUGAAGUUUAAAAACAAAAAAUCAAGAAAAACAUUUUAUGAAUUAUUACCUUUAAAUCAGAAGAAAGAAUUUCACUCUCGUAUUGUAAAAUAUCUAGAAAAUAAUAAGCAAAAAUGUCCAGAAUGCGGAGGUGUAUUAAUGGUAGUGCAAUCUACAUGGAACUUACAGCCACAGGUUCCAUACAUAAACAAAUACUCCGCGGAUAUGUCAAUGCAGGAGGAAAAUAUGCAAAUACAACAUCAAAAUGAUUGUGAGAUGACAAUUGAGGAAAUAUCUCAAAUUUCUAACAACACCCAAGAAUCACUGGAAUUUCGGAAAGUAAAAUCAGAAUCGUUUAAUAAGACAAACUCUAAAACAAAUAUAGUAACCAAUUCAGAUACAAAUAUAAAAAAGCUGUCAAAUAAGAAUCUGUCCCCACAAACACCUAUUUUAAAAAUAAAGUCUAAUGAUGAUGAAGAUCGUGAUACGUGUAGAAGAUCAACAAAAAGGGUUACAAUGACUGAUGUAAAUUUUAAAAGUUUUAGCUCAGACGUUAUAAAUACAAAUACUAUAUUUGAUAUGUUAAGAGCUGUUACAGAAGCAAAGUUUAUAAGUGAAUGGCAUAAUAUGGGAGCUAUUGACAGUGACGAUUGUCUUAAAAUAGACAAAAAUGAGAAACAAAAAAAAUCUUUUUAUAUCAUCCUUGAAAAAGGUGUAUCCCAAAUUAAUUUUAAUAGAUGUUCUUGCGCAGAACUUAAUAUUAUUAUACAUGAACAACUUAUUCACCAUGCCCAGAAAGCUGAAAUGAAAAUAAAAGCAAUGGACCUCCUUAUACAGUACUGUUAUUUAAAUGUAUUGGAAAAUAAUUUUGAGAUAGCCAUUCCAAAACUUGAGGAAGCUGAAAAUACAUGUCUUGAAAAAUCUGUCACAAAAGAAUUUGAUUUACAUAAAAUUCGAUUUUUAGGAAAAAUAUAUUCUUUAAAAGCUGCUUCAUUUUUGCUAAGUGGUAGACUAACUGCUGCAAAGACUAAUAUAGAGAAAGCUGCAAGAAUUUAUCGAAUUAACUUGAGAAAAAUAUCAGACAUAUUUCAAUUACAGGACGUAUUUACAGCUCUUCGACUUAAGCACCAAAAAUAUAAUUUGCAUAAUACGCUUAUGAGAAAAGAUUCAAUUUUUUUCUUAAAUGUUGCUACUAUGCUAUAUUCCACUUUGGAUGAUGAGAGUACUUUUAGAAUAGCUGCACUUCGGUCAUUACACCUUGUACAAAAAGUUGAAUGUAAUGUUAUAGAUAUAUGUGACACUUUUACCAAUGCUAUCCAAUUGGAACUCGAUAGAGGAGUACCAGAAUCGACGGUAGAACUCGAAAAAAUGGCUAACAAAUGUCUAGAAAAUACACAUAAACCUAUUCAAGGUGACGAAUUAUUUGCUAUAGGGAAACUAUUUCUAGCUAUCUUUAGAGCUCGGACUGCUCGAGGUCAGCUUGCAGCUACAAUUCGAUCUGGUUUCAGAGCUCUUGUUAUCAGCCGAUUUUUAGGUGCUGAUAAAAUAUCCAUUGAUAUAAUUCCUGAUUUAUUUUACUUUUUGCUAUCGCGAUGCCGUAUUAAAGAAGCGGUUGAUGUUGUCAAACUUCUUAUUCAAAUGGGAGAAAAUCAUGCAACACUAGAAUUCGAAACUUGGUACUACGCUCUUUGCAUUGACAUGAUACUAGAUGCAGGUUUUCAAUUAGAAUCACCAUAUGAAAUAAGUCGUUUUGCUGAAUAUUCGAUUGAUAAAGGCAAAGCGGCCGGCGAAGGUCGUCGGCGACUCAUUGUAGGUUUAUGGACGUUUUGGUUACGAGUAGAUUCCGAACAAAAAGCAAAACGAUAUGAAACAGAAGCGCUGAAUUGGUUAGUUCAUAAUGCCGACGAAGGCUCAAUGAAAUCUAUUAUAAGCGGAAUGAGACUAGCAGAAGGAAUGUUAGAGAGCCUAGCUAAAAAAGUUGACGAUCUACGAAAGGUUGUAGAUUUAAUGGAAUUGCGUUCUUUAGCUGACCGAGAACUUACUAAUUUGGAGAAAGACAUACGUCUAUUACGAGCAAUUUAUCCCCGUUGGCUAUUAUUAAAAGCAAAUUCCUUAAGUUUAUCUGGACGACAAACAGCUGCGACUACGUUAGUAAAUCAGGCUUUGGAAGAAGCUCGAAAAAUUAACAAUCGACUAGAAGAAGCUUUAGCACUGGCUACAAAUUCAAACUCCCAAAUUUGGAUUCAAAACGCCCGAAAUUUCCGGUUUUCAUCUUGGAAUGCUAGCACUAUGAAUGCGCGAACAUCUUGGCACAAAAUCUUAUACAAGAUGACUACUAAAGGCAUA
Messenger RNA from Brenthis ino (lesser marbled fritillary), 5367 nucleotides. The record is from the annotation of a GenBank genome assembly. NCBI's taxonomy places the organism in Eukaryota, Metazoa, Arthropoda, Insecta, Lepidoptera, Nymphalidae.